Tetranychus urticae (two-spotted spider mite) is the source of this 5779-nucleotide messenger RNA. It is a transcript of the gene rempA, whose product is annotated as intraflagellar transport protein rempA. The record is from RefSeq and is a predicted model, not a curated record. Gene Ontology annotation, biological process: intraciliary retrograde transport. NCBI's taxonomy places the organism in Eukaryota, Metazoa, Arthropoda, Arachnida, Trombidiformes, Tetranychidae. Gene Ontology annotation, cellular component: axoneme; intraciliary transport particle A; ciliary basal body. Gene Ontology annotation, molecular function: protein binding.
UGAUAUUUUAUCCGAAACUGUAACUAAGAAAAAUGGCCAAAACAAAUAAAUCGAGCAAUUUAUUGUUCGUCUUAUUUACUCUUAUUUAUUAUAUUAUUUCAUUUGUUGACUAGCCAAACUCCGCUAAUUUGUGUUAAUAUCAUCAUGACAACUUCAUAUAUAGAGUUUAACAUUGACGAUUCAAGUUUAGUCAAUUGUGAAAUUGGUCGAUGUUCUUGGUCCACUGUAAUCCCAGUUUUAGCCGUUUCUGUUUAUAACUCUAGUGGUACAAUAAAACUUUUCAAUGAGGAUGGAAUUGUGAUUGAAACAAAAACUGACAAUGAUUUAUCUUCAUCCAUACCUGUUAAAUCAUCAGCCCAUGUCGCCGAUUUCAAAUGGCAUCCAAAACUACCAGUUUUGGCAGUUUCUUGGGAAAAUGGUGAUCUUGGUUGUUUUCUGGUCCAAAAACUGCAAUGUAAAUGGGUUUACUCUACAAGCAAUGAAGAUAUUUUACUGAACUCUAAAUGGAUUGCUCAUAUGGCUUGGAUUGACCCUGGAGAUAAGUUAAUUACAGUCAAUAGUUCUGGACUGCUUGUUAUUUGGGAUUAUAAUUCAACGACAAAUAUGCUAACAUCAACCUAUAGCUACCAGAUGGUCGAUCGACCAACAGAUUUAACUGUUGUUACCUCCAAAACUCGCUAUCCUCGAGUUCUGAUCGCUUGCAGUUCAGGUAUAAUUCAUCAGUACACUGUAUCAACAGGAUCCAUCAGUGAUGUUAUUCAACUUGAUAACGGAGUCCGUCGAAUUAUUUACAAUGCACAUAAAAACCGAAUUAUUCUAGUCACUGAUAACUUAUUCCUUUGUCAAUAUUCUGUUUCGUCAUCCUCUUUUGAGGAAUUUUCGGAAAUAUCGAAGAUUAAACUAAGUGGACACGUUAAAGGAACCAAUUCAGAUAUGGUUGCUGUGAAUAUGGUCGACGAAUCAAUUGGACUUAUAGCCAUUUGUACCUCAGGAGAGCGUGUUAUACGGCUAUGGCAACUGGAAACCGGCCAUAAUGCAGCCCUUAUGGUGGUUGAUUCUGUUGAUUCUAAUUGGGCUGGACUCAGUUGUCUUGAUUGCAGUGAAACAUUGUUGGUUGCAGGAACUACUAAUGGUUUAAUAAUCAUUUGGAAGCGAAUCUCAGGAUUAGAUUUUAAUAAGAUAAGCCAAGUUUCUGUAAAAGGAAAUGUUAAAACUCUUUCGAUUUCAAACACGAAUCAAAUUGCUUGUACAACAAAUAGCAACCAAAUCUAUCUGAUAGAGGAACAAUCAAUAAUAACAUCAUACCAUUCUGAUCUCGGCUUAGUUCAAACAGGAGCUAAAGCUUUGAAGUUAUUUUGGAUUCCGGAAAAUAAAUGUUAUGAACUUAAUUUGCAAAGUCCAAUUCGAUCAGCUUUAGUUAGCACUGACGCAUCUUAUGUUGCAAUUAAAUCAACUGGAGUAAAAGAUUUGAUGAUUUACCGCACCUCUCAUGAUCCCGAUCUAAUUCGAGAAGCAGCGGCUCCAAUAGCAUCUCACUGGUUUGCCCUGCAUUAUGACACAAUUUGGACACUGAAUCAAUCUAAUGAUGAAGCUUGUACUCUCCAAUGUUACAAAAUAUCAGAUCUGCCAUCUAAUAAUCCAUUUAAUUUUGAGUUGGACACAAGUCUGUUCAAAGAGAAACCUUCUGUGCACACAUUUGAUCUCAAUCAUGAUUAUCUUCUAAUUUUGCUUAAACUGGAAUCGCUUUAUGUUUACUAUAUUUAUCGAAUUGAUGGGGCCAAUGCUAACAUUGUAUCUGGUCCCAAAAUUUUAGAUCUGCCUAGUGAAAAUCGUAAAGAUUCAGUUGAUUCAGACAAUUUAACGACCACCAAUCGCUCGUUUUCUUCACCGCCUCCAAUGUCAGGGUCUAAUUCAUCAUCAAAAACAACUAUUGAACUUAAAGAAGUUAAAUUGAACAACCAAGGAAGCCAUUUUGCUUUUAUUUUAUAUGGCAUUGAUAUUUAUGUUGUUCAUGCUUCAAAUAAUCUUAUAGCAAAAGUAAAUCAUGAGCUGAGUGAAUCUAGCCGAUUAAUCUGGUCAACAAAUGAAAGUCGUUUGUUUUGUACUCUCAGUUCUGGUAAAUUAAACAUCUUUCUUUGUAGUGGCGAUAAUGAGAUUAGCGUUAAACUUUACUCUUCCAAGCUUGUUGACCCCGGCUGUAGAUUGAUUGGUUUUAAAGUUCCUUACGUUUUUUUAAUGGAUCCUCGACCAAAUGGCAGCAUCGUUCGUGAAGUUUUGGAAGAGUUUGAAGAUUUGAGUGGAGAAACAACUCGAAUAAUGGUUGACUUUCUUACAAGCACCAAUAUUGAUUUAAACAGUAUUAUUAAAAAGAUUGGUGAACGAGAAGGCAACAACAACAAAAUAUGGACCAACUUGGCUCGAAUCGCUGUUAAAUGUCGUGACAUUAAAACAGGACUCUAUUGUAUGGCUAAAAUGAAAAAUGCUCGAGUUGUUCAAGAUGUCCGAGAGAAACUAUCCAAUGAAUCGGAAGCUUUAGCUUUACUUGCUAUGAAUCUUGAACUUCACCGAGAAGCAGAAGAUUUUCUCAAGGAAUCGGAAGAUUCUUAUGCUUUGAGCAAAUAUUAUCAAAAUCGCAAUGAAUGGAAGCGAGCCAUUGAAGUAACUGAUAAGCUUCACUUUAAAACUGUUUGCUACAAUUAUGCCAAAAAUUUGGAACUGGAAGAAGGUAAUUUGGAAGAAGCCAUCAAAUAUUAUGAAAUGUCGGCAACUCACAUUUUCGAAGUUCCCAGAAUGUUGUUUGACAUUGAAGGAAAUACUUUAUUGGAAAAUUAUUGUAUCGCACAUUCAAUUGAAUCAUCAUCAUCUGAUAAUUUUACAAAACAAGACCGUAUUCAAUUGUGUCGGUGGUGGGGCCAAUAUUGUGAAAGUCUCGGAGAUAGCAAUCAAGCUUUGGAAUCAUAUGAGAAAGCUGGUGAUUAUUAUAAUUUGGUACGGCUUUUGUGUUACUCUGGACAAACAGAGAAGGCUAAAUCACUAAUGGCAGAUUUAAAUAAUACCGUUGGAACAAAGGAUAACCGGUCCAACAUUUUGGAGGAACCAACUGAGAGUAAAUCCAAUAAAGAUGCCGCUUUACUUCAUUUGGGUCGACAUCUUGAACCAACAUCACCCUCCGAGUCAAUUGGAUACUAUCUCUCCUGUGGAGCCAUUAACCAUGCUAUAAGAGUUUGCAAGUCAAACAACUUAAUUAAUGAACUGGUUAAAAUAAUUGUUAAUUAUGGGAACCGGAAAGAUGCCCUCAGUUUUCUUGAACGUUUACCCAAUUCAACAAUAUCAACCUUGAAGCAAACACAUGGAACAGAGGAGCCACUUGAGACCAAUUUACUGAUUCAGUUGUAUCAUAAAGCAGAUCUUGUAGAUGGUGCAAUUAGACUUUGCCUUGAAACCGGUCGAUGGACUGACCUUCGAGAAUUAAUGACCAAAGAAAUGGAAAAAUUGGAGGCUGGUUUACAAGUAACAUGUGAUGUUUCAGAAGCUACAAUUGUCUCAGCCCUUGAAGCGUUGAAAAAUAAUUCUGAAAUCAUUGAUAUUGUCAUUGAUUUGGUUUUGUUAACAAAAGGCGAUAAAUCUUUAAUACAAAAUCUUAUAUUGGAUUAUAAUAUAGAAAUAAAUGAAAAAUUGAUGGAAAAAGUUGAUCGUGUUAUGGCUAAAGAAGGUGAUAAUCGGUUGAUUCAAGUUUUAGCGGAAACUGCACUUCAACAAGGACAAUAUUUUGUUGCCGCAAGGCUAUACAAUUCAAUUGGAGAUCGAGUUAGCUCAUUAAAAUCUCUAAUACGAACCGGAUCGACUGAUAAAGUUGUUAACUAUGCCAAUAUAGCGCGAGAUAAAUCUGUUUACCGGAUUGCAGCCAAUUACUUGCAAACAGUCAACUAUUCAGAUGAUAAUUUAAUUGCCACUUUUUACAAGAAAGCUGGAGCCAAACAAGAAUUGAGAAGAUUCAUGUCCAGAGAAGGUCACUCUUUGGACGGAGAAACAUCUUGAAAACAAAUGGAAACUAAUCUGUGAAAAAUAUGGAAACUUAACCAUAAUCUAGUCAAAAGUCUAGUUGAAAAUUAAUUCAAUCCAAGACCAACUUUAAUUUUAUCUUCUAAUCAAAAUGAAUUUCUGCCAUUCAACAAUCCAAUGAUCUUAUUUUAUACACACACACAUCACCUGAAGUGCAUAAUCAUCAUCUUAUUUAUAUAACCAUCGGUUGGAGGAGAAAAAAAGUGAUUAAACUAAUUUGGUCGGUAAUGUUAAAGAUACUCAACAAAAUUUAAUCGCUUUAUUACCAGUGAUUAAUAUUUUUUAUCAGCCAAACCAUUUAUUAAUUUCUGUUACUUUGUUAACAAUUUUCCCUCUCCAGUUAAUCUUCAUCACACAAAACCUCGCAACUAAUGCAAAAGCAGAUAAAAAAACAAAACAAAACGUUCACCUUUUCAUUUAGAUAAUGAAAAGCGCCAAUAUAAAGUUUACAUGGACAGUGCAAUAAUUGGUAAAAUAGACUAUAAACUAAAAGUUUAAUCACUGGGACAAAUUGGAAAUGCUGAAAGAGUGGACCGAAAAAAAGGCUAUUUUGUGCCCAAAUAAAAAAAGGCACAAGUUUAACUUCUCAUGGGUUUCACAGAGAGUAACUCAGGAACACACCUAAUAAAAAAUGGUUGCUCAUUGAAUUUUAUGCUUCUCCACGAAAUAUCGAUCACCAUUCAUGGAUCACCCGGUUUCAUCUCUCCCACCUCCUCCUCCUACUACUCCCUCUGUGUUCCUCUCCCACCCUUCUCUUUCCUCAUAAUCUUUCUUCUCUUACAAUAGUUCUGUUCCAUCUUUCUCCUUCUUCAUCAUCACCAUUAUCAUCAUUCAAAGUCUUUCCAUAUAGGCCUUUAAGUCAACGACCUUUUCAAACCAAGAUCAAUCUCAUCUGGGUUCAACCUCCUAGGAUCCAUGAUGAUGAUGAAGAAGAAGAAGCAAGAAGAAAGAAGAAAGAGAAAAAAGAAUCAUGAUGUUGCCUUUAUUCUUCUCCUUCUCAAUCAUCUUCGUUUUCACCAUCUUUUCUUUAGUGUUAUUUUUACCAGAGGAAAAUAGUACCUCUAGAUCAAACCCAAACCAAGAUUAACCUUGCAAUAAUCAUUAUUGCACUUUUGCUUAUUACAUUUUAAUUUUUAUCGCGAUUCAACCAGAUUCCAGUUUCAGAUCAAUUUUAUACUCACAAUCAAUGUUAAUAUCUGUAAUAUUGUUACUUUGAUGCAAUAAUAAUAGUUGAAAUUAUUUUCUCUCCACCAAAAAAUAUGAUUAAAUACCAGCCUACUUUUUUUUCUUGCUUUCAACUUUCACUUUCACCGCACACACACACUCAUUCACUGCAAACAGACACAAUAAUCAACAUUUAUCAAGUCAUUUUACACUGAUUAAUUCUGUUUGAAGGUCAUCCUUGGAUAAUCAUCAUCAUUGAGUGAAACAUAAUUUACUUUUGUUUUGCUAUUUUCCCGUCAUCAACUGCACAAUUCAAUUCAUGAUCAACUGUAAACUCAAAUGUUUCUUCAAAUUUUGCAUUGACGUAACCCUGAUUAUCAAUUGCUAAAUUUGUUAAACUUCACAAUAAACCAACAACCCAAACACAAAAAUCAACCUUCACUGAGAUUCCAAUUUGCUCACCAAUACAGCAAAAAAUUAAAUUGAAGAACCUUGAUUGUUGGGUGAAAAUAAUAACCUGAGUAGCCAAAUAGAAACCAAUGAAACUCAGAAA